AUGUACGAGAUGCCACAUAUGUCCUCCAUCUACCACACUGCUGAAUUCGUCAUCUCAGCCCAAAGCGCAGCAAACGUGCAUGAGGGCUUUCUCGACUUAGGAUGCGGAGUCAACGCACCUUCCAAACGCGUCGAAGUGCCUUUCUGUAUGCCAGAUGGUACUUCCCGAACGAUCAAACUCUCAAUCCGAAGACAACAGGAGCAGUAUUUCGAGGUACCUGCACAUCACUCCGGGCUCGCCAUGGAUGCGGAGCUUGUCCCACUAAAAACCGCGCCUGGGUUCAACAGGAAUCGUUUUUGGCACGAUCUAUACUACAUAAAAGACAUAAGAAAAGCGCCUAAGCGCUGGAAGUCUAUCUACCACAACAAUUUAUGGAAAAUCGCCACCCUAGUCAAAGAUAUCGGAGUAAGCGAGUUCUAA
Molecule: messenger RNA, 420 nt
Organism: Pyrenophora tritici-repentis Pt-1C-BFP
Lineage: Eukaryota; Fungi; Ascomycota; Dothideomycetes; Pleosporales; Pleosporaceae
Source: RefSeq, a predicted model, not a curated record